Molecule: messenger RNA, 795 nt
Organism: Acaulospora morrowiae
Lineage: Eukaryota; Fungi; Glomeromycota; Glomeromycetes; Diversisporales; Acaulosporaceae
Source: the annotation of a GenBank genome assembly
ACGAAUUUUCUUUGUUCUACGAGUUCUUCUCAACUGGCGAAGACGACCUAUACGGAAAUUUGGAUUUAUUGUGCAGCUACAUGUAUGACAAUCUGCGUCCUCGCAUUAUUCACGAAACAAAAAUCGAGACCUUGUCCGAACUUUGUUUAAUACUUAUAAGUCAUAUUAAUCUUGAUGUCGAUAAAAAUGACGGUUCGAAGCAUGAAAAAGAAGGAACGAGAUUACAUUUUAGCCAAUUAAUACGUAAUGUUCUUCAAGAUGCUCAGCAGAGACUAGUUUUUCGAGCGCAAACAUUCAUUCAAAGUUCAAUUCAAAAAUUUAUUCCACAACAAUCGGAUUUGGACUACCCCAAUAAGUUGAAAAAAAGUGUUCGAACUCAAUCGACAGAAACUCCCGCGUUUACUGACGUUAAAGAAUCACUGCCUUCACAGACACCGGCUGCUAAACAAGAUGGUGAUACUGAAUCCAUUAUAUCUAAUUCUUCAUCUUUAACAAUUACCGAGGAUGUUGGUGAUGGAAAUCCUGAGUGGUUACCCACUCUACACCGUACUUUAUGGAUCCUUUCAAAAAUUUACCAAUGUGUUAAUCCUUCGAUAUUUAAUGAUAUCGCCCAAGAUGUCGUUCAUUUGUGUUUGCAAACAUUGUUAUCUGCGAGCGAAGUGAUAACCAGAGAGAGUAAGAUCGAUGGACAGUUGUUCUUGAUCAAGCAUCUGUUGAUUCUCAAGGAUCAAAUAGCAUCAUUUGAUACACAAUUUGUACAUGAUGAAAAGGACCUGGACUUUUCAUUAAUGACUG